AUGACAGAUUUUGCGAGAUCGAUUUGCUACUUCGUCGAGUUUCCUGUGGCUUUUUUUGCCCGCAUCUUCCUUCUAGGAUCAAAGCUUGCGUUGGAAAGGUUAAGGCUGUGGACAGACCAACUUCUAUUAUCACUUCUAGCCUUGUCCUGGGUUGCUGGUGACCUGGAGUUCUUGUAUUCACCACCUACGGGUAUUCGAGCAUGUUUAUUGAUAACCUCCAAUAGCCGUGAUCCCGCAACUGGGAAACUGAACAGUGUGACUUGGUGGGCUAAUCGUUGGACAUUUGGAUGCCAUCGAGUAGGAUUUCGCGUGGCUGGGGACCAGUAUACGAUAGUUCGUCUAAAUGAUUGGUGCGCCAGGGAUACACCACUCCAAGCUGAGCGAGCCAGCCGCAACAUGCAUCGCAUUCAGGACGAGCGUGGGGUGAGGACUGGGGUGAGUAAAUAUUGGAUCCAGAGUUGUGUUGAGAUCACUGAGCAUAGAGUGGGUCGCACUGUCUUCGAAUCGACCGACGCGCAGGUGGUCGAGUAA
Molecule: messenger RNA, 531 nt
Organism: Plasmopara halstedii
Lineage: Eukaryota; Oomycota; Peronosporomycetes; Peronosporales; Peronosporaceae
Exons: 3
Coding region: 1-531 (176 amino acids)
Source: RefSeq, a predicted model, not a curated record